CCAUCUAUAAACCGGCCACAACCACAAUCACUAUCAAUUGCCAGCCAUAUAUAAAUGUAUUGAUCCAUUAUGGGCCGGAGGAAGGUGGAGAUGAAGCGGAUCGAAGACAGAAGCAGCCGCCAUGUUACUUUCUCCAAGAGGCGAAACGGAUUGAUUAAAAAGGCUCGUGAACUCCCCAUUCUCUGCGAUGUUGAAAUCGGUGUCAUCGUCUUCUCCACUGGAGGACGGCUUUAUGAAUUCUGUAGCAGCGGUAGAUCAGAGAAAGCUUGCGCUGUCGGGUACAGCGUUUUCUUCUUUGUUAUUGACUUACUAUCAGCCGCAAGAGCUCUCGAUGCCUCUCUCGAUUUUGCUUCGAAGAAUACAAAACUGAGUUGCAGAGCUGUUUCUCUCUUGAUUCCAUUCCAUUGCUUGCUGAGUUGGCUUUUCAUCACAGGAAAAACAUUUAUCAACGGAUGAGCUUGCAAUAGUUAGUUAUUUUCCUUUCCGGUUAUAACUAGAUUUCCACUUUUUUUUUUU
This is a messenger RNA of Jatropha curcas, 516 nucleotides long. NCBI's taxonomy places the organism in Eukaryota, Viridiplantae, Streptophyta, Magnoliopsida, Malpighiales, Euphorbiaceae. The record is from RefSeq and is a predicted model, not a curated record.